AUGAUCGUAUCCAUGUCCACCUUCGUUCAAACACCACCUGCAUUAAUAAUGUUAUACAGAGCGUCGCCUUCGGUGGUUGGGCAUAUUCUCAAUCGUCCACCACAAGAAUUGUCGCAUAUUUCGUUACUUGCUAGACCUUGUGAUGGCGUUAAAGAAAAGAAAAGCGAGAUGGGUCAAUCAAGACUGAUGCGGUCAAGAAAGAUUUUGAACGUAUAA
Molecule: messenger RNA, 216 nt
Organism: Dracunculus medinensis (Guinea worm)
Lineage: Eukaryota; Metazoa; Nematoda; Chromadorea; Rhabditida; Dracunculidae
Source: the annotation of a GenBank genome assembly